GGCGAACGUGAGUCAGUUUGUCAGGCAGCUGGCAAAGGAGAAGGCUGCGCAGACUUUUCCCUUUCCCUGCAUCCCCAGCACUGCACAGAAGGAACCGCUCUAUUGGAUUUUAAAAUAAAGAAACUAAAGAAAAUUAAAUAAAAUUUCGCCAGGCACUCUACCCAAUGUGAACAGUAAAAAAGAGGCAUUAUAGAAGAGAAAACAGCAGAGAGAUGGGAGCGUUCAGGCUGCUGCUGGGGAGUUUACAUUACCUGGGACUCUAUCUGCAACUUAGUGUCUCCACAAGGCAGACUGCACACCGAGACAUGGAGAACCACAUCUCUGGGAACGCCAUGUUUACUGAGGUUCCCCAUGAUAUGACUGCCCAGAGAGGUCAGGAUGUGGAGAUGGCCUGUUCCUUCAGAGGAGCAGGGACACCAUCCUAUUCUCUGGAGAUUCAGUGGUGGUACAUCAGGAACCAUUUGGAUGGAACGGACCGCCAACCCUGGACAACUAACGAGGUGGCUCCUGUGGAGGAAACGCCAAAGGAUGCUACAAAGAUAAGUGUUGUGAAGGUCGUUGGCAGCAACAUCUCCCACAAACUCCGCCUCUCCAGGGUCAAAACGUCCGAUGAAGGGACCUACGAAUGCCGCGUGAUCGACUUCAGUGACGAAGGUGGCGCCCGUCACCACCGGGUCAGAGCCUACCUGCAGGUGGUGCCAGAAAGCGACGUUGUCAACUCCGAACACAACGGCAACUUUGAGGCCAUGGACGACACCAAGAGGGGAGCAUUGGUUGUUGACAGAGAGUUGCAUGGCGGAGCCAGGGAGCACAGCCAUCACCAGAACCACGGGCACCACCAGGAGCACGGCAAGCGGCCUCAGUCUGCCGCACACCCCGGGCACAGCCACGGCGGGGGCGGCGGUCAGCAGCACAAGGCAGGCAGGGAGCUGAGGAAGAGGGACGUGGACAGUAACCACAGCCACAGUGACUGCUCCAAUGAGCCAAGCUGUGCACUCUAAAAGGUUGCUGCACCUAAAUUAAAAGAUUAAAAAAAACGGUAUAAAAAAUGUCUAAUCACAGCAUAAAAUCUAUCCCUCUCACACAGUACAGGUCUGCAGAGGAAUCCAGAAUCCAUAGAGAUGUAAAAAAUGUCUUAAAAAGAGCACAGGAGCGUGAACUGUGAAGGGAGAGUGGUAAUUUUUAUGCUGUAUAGUAGUCUGGCUUGGACUGGUCCGUCUGUUAACUGCCUGUUAAGCCUGGCUUCUUAACAUUUAAUGAGGGGUGGGUGAGGGCUGGUGUGUAGAUCUAGGCAGAUUUCCUGUUUCUGAUCUAAGCAUCCACAAAUAGAUAAACUAUUAAAAAAUAUGAUAUUAAAAGACUUUAGUCUGCAUAUCUACUAGUAAAUAUGUUGCUUGUACUCCAGAUACUGUAAAUGAGAGUUCUUCAUGUUCAUACACCCUCCACUGCCUUACUGUCACUCCAUACGCAGAGACAAGCAGGAUAGAGGAGGAUUUUACUGGGUUUUGUUGCAUUUCUAUAGAAACAGCUGAAGUACAGGUAUUUACAGAAUCAACCAAAAACUGUCCAUUCCUUUCUAGUCUGGCUUUAUACCUUCAGCUCUUGCGCCUUUGUUUUACUGUGUGUGUUCAUGGAUAUUAACAUGAUGUAAAAGCUGUAUACACCCAAAUAUGGACAAGUUAUUUUUCCCUAGUGUUUGUUCCCAGCGGAGAAAAAUGUGCUUUCUUCAGCAGGAAUUCAUCAAGGUCCCCAAACACCCGCCUGUCUGAUCAAGGGCAGAUUCUGUCUUUUUAUUUUGCUCUGAGUGAAUAACUCAGAGAAACUGGGGGAUUUCAAUAAAAACAAAGGACAUCACAAGCCAGCAGUUCUUUAGAGUUAGGAAAAAGGACUUUUCUUCAUCUCUGCAUGUCCAAUCGCAGUUUAUUUAAUUAAACUACUCCUUGCUGGGGUAACUAGUUAGAAAGGGAUCAAAACAGACACUUAUUAAACACAAGAUGGAAUAUGGCGGCUAAGAUUAUUGACCUCCAAAAAGUAAUUAUACCUAUUGAUAUCUAUAUAUAUUUACAUCUUAAACACAAACUUUUGUUUGGGAUUUUUAACCAGACCAGGACAGAGAAGUGGUUAUAGUUUUAAUUUUGUUUAACAUUGGGAAACCUAAACGAUAAGUGUGUUGUCACGGAAAGAGGCAAAGAGAUUCCUGCUGGAUAAAUAAAGCUACUACCAGUUCAAAAUUAAUGAUUUAGAUUCAGUGCAGUGCGUCAUUACCAGAAUGAUUACUACCAAUGCAGCUUUGAUUGUUUCUACAGUUAAACCACAUAAAAUCUGUGGGCUUUACUUGUGACACAAGGUUUCUCCUUCUGACGGACUGCUAUAAAGGCAAUUUAAGGGUAUAUUUACUCUAUAGUCCGUUUUCAUUGCAGUUGAAUAUCCGAUUUUCUAAGUUUCCAGUCAGAAAACAACAAAGCUCUUCUUAAAUCCAAAUUCUGACUGACUGGUCAGGAAUUGGCAAGAAACUGUGGCUCGAUCCCAAUACUUCAAUUUGUAGCUCCUACUCCUUUACCUUUCAUGGGGUCAAUAAUAAUAAAGCUGUCCUGGGCAGGAGCCCCAGACUGCUGUGCUGAAUCCAACAGCCCUCAGCCUUAUGCUACUUUCAGACUGCAUGCAGCAAGAGCAGCAAAAACACCCGUGCUGCUUCAUUUUUGAUGCUUGUACAAGUUUAGUUCUAAUGGCUAAAGCAUCUUUGCUGCUUCAGCUUCGCAGUGGAAAGUGGGUCUGAUGCGCGUUGGGCGUAGCUACCCUAUGCUUUCUUUUCCUUGUUACGAUGGCAGCUAUAUUUGCUGUAAUCAGUGGGUAAAAGUUACUUUUAAUGUUUUUAAGUGAGAAAGUCCACCUGAAAACUUUAUCUGUGCAGUUAGUUAAUCAAGAUUACAAUCCUGCCUUCAAAUAUUGUUUCUGCUGGAGCCGCUCAGACCCACAUACCGGUGGAGCUCUGUUACUAGGAACCCAGUUCAACAGCAGCCUCUGGCCCGCUUGCCUCUUUGCUAGUGUUCACAACGGUUAGAAGGCGUUUUUCACAUACGUAAUCUAAAUUGCAGGCACCAGAAUAAUAAAAUCAAACAUAUUUUACCUGCAGGGUUCUACAUUUUAAGUAAAUGUAAGCGUUAAUAAACAGUUUUCAGGUGAGUGAUCACAGCAAUCUGCAUCUGCAGCACUGUGUCCGUCUCCCUUCCAGCUCCAAAUCAGCUCUCCUGAUUGGUUGAUAUGGAGCGUCGAGCAGUAAAAGUUUAACUUUUCCAACUCAAGCAGCUGCUGCUUCUGAAGCGCAUCGCGCGCGUCAGAUGCUCAGAAGCUCACGACGCACUGCUCCUGCUGCUUCAAAGCGCUGCGGGACCUUUUGCAUGCAUGUAAACUAGCUGCCUCUGCUGCUUUAGGUGUGAACGUGGCAUUAGAGCCAACAUUAUAUGAUGGACACGCACAUGAAAGGGGCCGGUCAAAUUGGCACCAUAACCUAACUACAAAAAAUAUAUAAUAUGAUAUGUAAUAUAAGCACUACAAAAAACAAAUGUAACAACAUUUUUUGGGAAUGACUGAAGCUAUCCAUUACAAAACCCCAAAAAUAUGAAGGUGAGGACAUACAUGUGUCACACAGAGUACAUGUAAAAAAAAUAAUGUUUUUAUGGGUCUUACCAUAAUGCCAAAGGUUUGUUGGCAAGCGCACAGCUUCUAGGCAGUGGCUAGGAACAUCAGGAUCUCCUGGCUUCUUUCUAACAGGCAGCACUAUUCAGAAAGCUGCUAUUAUGGUGACUGCAGGAGCACUUUCACCAAGGUUUAAGUGUCAGUACCGAUUUGAGGUCUUCAGAUUGAGCCAAUGCUUGAGAACAUAGUUACAUGCAGGGACUGUAAAGAAAUUUCCAGUGUUAGCUAUUUAGCUGCUUAAAUCUUAUCAAAUCAAUCACACACAGUGCUAUAUAGGAUCUAAAUGUGAACAUUUCCUUGAAAAUCUCUUGUAAAAUGGAGGGGAAAAGUUGCAAUCGUCUUUUUAUUGCUCAUACUAGUUAGCACCAAAAACAAUCAGCAAGUUUAGCUCUUGGUUUUAAUAGCUGCAAA
Messenger RNA from Cyprinodon tularosa, 4107 nucleotides. RefSeq names its product V-set and transmembrane domain-containing protein 2-like protein. NCBI's taxonomy places the organism in Eukaryota, Metazoa, Chordata, Actinopteri, Cyprinodontiformes, Cyprinodontidae. The record is from RefSeq and is a predicted model, not a curated record. The transcript has 4 exons. The coding region runs from base 213 to 1001 and encodes 262 amino acids.